CUUGAAACGAUUUUUUUUUUACUAUUUUCCUUGAAAAGCAUUUCGAGUUUAAUCUCAAAAUUUUGACUUGAUUCUAAACCUGAACAAUAAUAAUUACAAAUUGAAUGUAUUAUUUAAUGUGGACCCAGGGUUGGAGUGGUAAUCUGGCAUACCGGGAAUUUGCUCUGUGUGCCGAUUCGUUAAUUUUCAUUAUCGACAGUGUAUUGUCCGAUAAGAUCUCUAUGCAAACAGAACCUCCCCUACCUUCUCUGUGCGCUGGUGCACAGGUGGAGCUGAAAAGCUGACACCUAAAAACAAAAACUAACUAAAAAUAGCUGUGACUAAUGUGUCAAAUGGACCCACAUGUUAUAUGCAGGGCUGCUUCUUCACUGUCCACAGCAGCAUCAGCAACAAGAGAUAAGAAGAGACGAAGGAGGGUGAAAAUAAAGGGGUGGGGAGACGUAAUCAGGAAGUGACAUAUUCAAGAAUCUCUAAGAAUCUAAAAGCCGAAGUGUUUCUUUUAGUCAUUCAGAGGUACGGCCCUGAAACACACACACGAUUAGAGAUAGACGGAGGAGUAUCGCUGCGUACGUUCAGCGCAGACCAAAGCGACUCUCAGUCCAUCGCUGGAUAUCCAAGCCAGAUGUUCAACCGGACCACACGUGUGCCUUCACCUUACCCAGAUUCAAGUUUUGCUUCGUUCAUCAACGUGCCAGAUGUCUAUCGCCUGUAUCCAGAGUUUCCCAUGGACAGAGCGACGAUGGGUCCAGUAUUCCCGCCUCUGCAGCACAGUGUGACGCCCCCAAGCGUGCCAACAAAACAGGAGAAGUGUUACGACCCUUGUGACCAAACACUUAAAUUUGUUGAUGGAGAGGAUGAUUUGGACUUUUUGUGUGAAGGCUUCAAAUCUCUCAGAGCUCAGAUGUCCUGUGGUCACGCUGUGACCCCGACCUCUCUCACCAACUGGUGUCGCAGGUUGUUGGACCAGGGUGAAAGCAGGUUUGUGUGUGGUGGGUCUGGUUGUGGUGCUGAGUGGACUUUUGCAGAGGUUUGUAAAAUGGCUCUUCUGGACCCUCAAGAAAGGCAGUACUUUCAAAACACCGUGGAAUUUAACGCUGCCAGGCAGAUGCUUACUACUAAGUUUUGUCCUGAAUGCAGAUCCGCUGUGACGAGAGAGAAUGGAUCAGAUUUGAAUGUCCCCUGUAAAGUGUGCACAGCAGUAAAAGGACGGCUGUUUGAGUUCUGCUGGCAGUGUUUGAGGGAGUGGAAGGGUGCACGGCCUCGGAAAGACCGCUGUGAAAAUGGUGGCUGCUGCAACCCAUCACUAGAAACAUUAGAAAAAUGCCCAAAUAUCACAUUGUGUCAGUAUGAGUAUGAGGAUGAGGAUGGCGAUGAGGAUGAGGAUGGCGAUGAGGAUGAGGAUGACAAUGAGGAUGGCGAUGAGGAUGAGGAUGGCGAUGAGGAUGAGGAUGAGGAUGACAAUGAGGAUGGCGAUGACGAUGAGGAUGAGGAUGAGGAUGGCGAUGAGGAUGAGGAUGGCGAUGACGAUGAGGAUGGCGAUGAGGAUGAGGAUGGCGAGGACAAUGAGGAUGGCGAUGACGAUGAGGAUGGCGAUGAGGAUGGGGAUGAGGAUGACGAUGAGUGUGAUUCUGGAGUCCGUGUGUGUCCCUCUGUCCGUGCCUGUCCCACCUGUGGUUUGCUGUUGGAGCACAGCAAGAAGUAUUGCCCAUCAGUUGUUUGCCCUCGAUGUAGUGCGACGUUUUGUUUUGUGUGUCUGAAGCGCUCUGGCAAAUGUCAGAUGACCCGGUGCAUUCCUGCCCCCAGACAGACCUCUAUACCUGUCUGGCAAAAGAAAUAAUGGGAAAGAAACACUGCUGUUAAGUUUCACUUUAUUUUUAUUGAGAGUGUCUUUUCUAAAUAAAUUCACUAUGUUGUGUUUUAAAUUCUCUGCUUUGAAAAACAUCAGGCUAUAAACAAAAAUUAUUGUGUUAUAUUAGUGAGAAAUUUACUACCAAAUAUGAUCUUUGCAGAUGUGUUAUGCUGAACUGUAAUGAUAAAUCUGAUAAAUGUCAUUCAUUUAUACAUUUAGAAUAAGGUUAAACAUUCUGUGUGCACAUGCUGUCCUCUGGUUACUUACAGAUUUAACCUGUGACGUCUCAUUUCCACACAUUUUGUUUGUAGUCCUAGCUACAUCAUGAUAAUUUGUUUAGAGCAAAUGUUUUUUUUUAAAAGUAGUUAUGUUUAAUCAACGUCAAUGUUUAAAUGUAAAUAAAAAUGUAUCUGUGUGGAAGGAAAGCCAGCAAAACACUGUUCAA
This is a messenger RNA of Oreochromis niloticus (Nile tilapia), 2294 nucleotides long. RefSeq lists its product as uncharacterized. The record is from RefSeq and is a predicted model, not a curated record. Bases 623 to 1837 code for a protein of 404 amino acids. The transcript has 6 exons. Lineage: Eukaryota; Metazoa; Chordata; Actinopteri; Cichliformes; Cichlidae.